AUGAAAUACUUAUUUUCCCCAAUCUAUCUAUCUAUCUAUCUAUCUAUCUAUCUAUCUAUCUAUCUAUCUAUCCUCUUCAUAUAUAUCUUUCUACCUCUGUCUCUUUCUAUCUAUCUAUCUAUCUAUCCUCUUCAUAUAUAUCUUUUCAUUUCUAUUUAUCUCUUUGUAUCUAUCUGUCACAGCCUCUUCAUAUCAAUCUGUCUUAUCAAUAUAUUUAUCUCAUUCUCCUUAUCUAUCAAUCUAUCUAUCUCAAUCUCUUUGUAUCAAUAUAUCUAUCUCAUUCUCUUAUCUAUCUAUCUAUCUAUCUAUCUAUCUAUCUAUCUAUCUAUCUAUCUAUCUAUCUAUCUUCAUUAUCUAUCAUAUCUAUCUAUCUAUCUAUCUAUCUAUCUAUCUAUCUAUCUAUCUAUCUCAGUCUCUUCUAUUCAUCUAUCUAUCUAUCUAUCUAUCUAUCUAUCUAUCUAUCUCAGUCUCUUCAUUAUCUAUCUAUCUAUCUAUCUAUCUAUCUAUCUAUCUAUCUAUCUAUCUAUCUAUCUAUCUCAGUCUCUUCAUUAUAUCUAUCUAUCUAUCUAUCUAUCUAUCUAUCUAUCUAUCUAUCUAUCUAUCUAUCUCAUCUCAUUUUCUAUUCAUUAUCUAUCUAUCUAUCUAUCUAUCUAUCUAUCUAUCUAUCUAUCUAUCUAUCUCAGAGCCCUUCCUCUCCCCCCCCCCCAUCCGUUCCUCACUUCAACCCUCAGGCGACGUAAGGGUAUAAAUGUUAUCCUGCACAAUUCUUCUUCUUACAUACCGAAACUUCUCUCUCUCUCUCUCUCGCUUUGUUUCUCUCUCUAUCUUUCACUCUCUCUCCAUCUCUCUCUCUCUCAUCGUUUUCCGGCAUUUAAUCGGUUGCCUGAAAAACAAAGUUGUUUAUUCGUUCGCCCAGAUUUUUCUCCUGAAUCCCUUGGGAACUUUCGCCUUUGA
This is a messenger RNA of Acanthosepion pharaonis, 954 nucleotides long. The record is from the annotation of a GenBank genome assembly. Lineage: Eukaryota; Metazoa; Mollusca; Cephalopoda; Sepiida; Sepiidae.